CCAAUCAGCUGUUCCGAACAUGUCUAUCUUCAAAGCCAAUCGAUCUUCCAAGCUAUGCUAUUGGUGUAUUUUGCCCUAUCAGUCAUUGACACAUCAAGCGACUUUGACUGCUUGGCAUAUGUCCAUACGUGUAGGCAAUCAAUUGGUGUAUUGGCUUGCUUCGAAGCGGUGCUGCUCGGUUACGCCUUCGCGCACUUGUUUGCAUUUUGUGCUUAUCUUUGCUUGGCUUUUGGAUCGGUUUUCCGUGGUAUCUACUGAAGUUUCUAUUGCUUUCUUGUAUAAGGAAACCGUUUGAGGUUUGUCACUUUUGGGAUUUGUUGUUAUUAUUCAAUAGCACCACAGUUGCACCGGCAUUGAGUUUUUGACUUAUCCCGGGGAUUGCGAAUCCGUUCCGGUCUUGAAUUUCGAUAACCGGUGGCUGCGCGUAUUGCUCAAGGUUUCUAAGCGUUUUAUCGCUU
Molecule: messenger RNA, 458 nt
Organism: Dicrocoelium dendriticum
Lineage: Eukaryota; Metazoa; Platyhelminthes; Trematoda; Plagiorchiida; Dicrocoeliidae
Source: the annotation of a GenBank genome assembly